This is a messenger RNA of Dendronephthya gigantea, 831 nucleotides long. RefSeq names its product putative ankyrin repeat protein RF_0381. NCBI's taxonomy places the organism in Eukaryota, Metazoa, Cnidaria, Anthozoa, Malacalcyonacea, Nephtheidae. The coding region runs from base 229 to 831 and encodes 200 amino acids. The record is from RefSeq and is a predicted model, not a curated record. Gene Ontology annotation, molecular function: protein binding. The transcript is spliced from 3 exons.
AACCUCUGACUACACUUGAUUUUGAUCAAAUAUUUGCUUUCGUUUGCCGAAAACGUAGAUGACAAAGAUUUUGGAUUAAUUAUUUGCCUCAUUUUCGAUGCUGCAUCUAGAAGAUCUACACUCUAUAUACAAUUGAAGAUAGGAAUUGAUAAGAAGCAAGAAGCGAGUGGAAGUACAAGUGUCUGCGAAGUAUCUUCGAGACGAUGGAAUAACUUCUCAGAGUCCAAAAUGCAGUCUCCGUCAUUGUCAAUUGUGAAGUUUUUGGUGAAAUAUUGUGGUGCUGACUUAAGUUGUAAAGAUGAGUCAGGCAAAACUGCUUUACAUCAUGCUGUUGAUGUUGGUGAAAUAGACAUUGCCAAAUAUUUAGUUGAACAAUGUGGUGUUGAUGUAAAUGACAACGAUAAAGGCGGGUGGACAGCGUUGAACUAUGCUGUUACCAAAGGUAGGCUAGAAAUGGUAAAAUAUCUUAUAGAAAUGGGCGCUGAUGUAAAUGGAAGGGAUACUGGUGGGAGGACAGUGCUGCACUCUGCUGUUAAUGAAGGUAUACUAGAAACGGCAAAAUAUCUUGUUGAACAUGGGGCUGAUGUAAAUAGCAAGAAAACUAAGGGGUGGACAAUGCUGCACUAUGCUGUUACUAAGGAUACGCUAGAAAUAAUCAAUUAUCUUGUUGAACAUGGCGCUGAUGUAAAUGGCAAGGAUGCUGGCGGGAGGACAGUCCUGCACUCUGCUGUUACUGAAGGUACGCUAGAAAUAGUAAAAUAUCUUCUUGAACAUGGCGCGGAUGUAAAUAGCAAAAAAAUAACGGGUGGACAAUGCUGCACUCUGCUAUGA